AUGGUUUCUAUGCAACGAUCUCUGUCUUCACCAGUCCGCAUUCAUACUGCUCCCACUGGGUCGUCCACUGUUGCGCAAGAUUCGGGGUCGCCCCCUCCGUCUGUCGAUAUUCAUGUGCAACCACCUCGAUCACGAAGACGACGCUCGCCGAGCCCUAGCCCAACCCGCGAUCCCACACAGAAGUCUUCGCGGAACUCGGAUGACAAAGAACAUCGAGGUCAUGCUCACCAACAGUCACCAGUCAUGUCGUCCCGAAAGCCAAUUGUGGCACAACCAAAUAUGCCUGGCCAACCGUCACCAAGAAACAGUCCUAGAGUUUCGGCUCUAAAGCCUAGCACCAACGAAAACGAUAACGAUUCCUCUUCAAAGUUCAAACCGUUACUUCAAGAUGUUUCGCAAUACACAAAUCCACACCUUCAACCCGAAUCUGAAAGUACAACUCUCGAGGAACUGGCCCAUCUAGUGCGACUGUCUAAGUACCAGGAGCGCAAGCGCGCCAACAAUCGUCUACGUCUUCAAAGGAAUUUGGUUUCUACUGCUCUCAGCGCCCGCUUGACCCGCUGCGGGGAAAUAGCUCAUCGUAAUUUGGUCGACAGUUUCCGUCGUGACGACAAGGAGAACUUCUCUGCCCUGUACAGCGCUAUCCAUGAUGUACGCAACAGCUGCGACGAACUCCGUCGUUAUGCUCUUCUCGAUCCCGAGAUGGAAGGCCUCGCCAACGGCGGUCUUGGAUCUUCUGAAAGUUUGGACACUCCCACUAACUCGGCAGCUAUGGGCCCUCUCAAAUCUAUAACGCCAUUUCUACACGACAUUUCUGCUUCUGCUCGAGAUACAUUUUUGGAAUUUCUUACUCAGCUCCGUACAAAUCCUGACUAUUUGGCCACUCGUAUAUGUUCUCUGUCAAGCUCCGAGUUGAACUCAUUCUUGUCUUAUCAUAAAGGUUUGGAGCCCGUGGAAUCCGUCCUGCCCUUUCAUGGCCGUUCUGGAGGAAGAUCCCAUGCAAGUGCGCCCAAGAACAGCACUGCUGUGGAUAUAGAGCGACUGUUGUCUUUCCAACGCCACGAUCCUCUAUCCAUUCUUAUUCAUACCUGCUUUGCCAAUUCUGCUGGACCUGAUAGUUCUGAGGAUCAACGACGAACCGAAAUCUGGGCUACUGCUUUGGCAAGGCUUAUCUCGGAACCCAAAUCUACUGGAGAGCACUUUCUUAUUUCCGUUCUCAACAUCUGGACAGCAAUGCGUGACUGGUCUGGCAAGUCCAAUAUGGAAUGGUACCUGAUGAAGAUCCUCGAGGAUGGAGCCUUUUUGCUGGACCGGGCCGAGGACCAACAUGGUACACGAUUCAACCUCUCUGAUUGGAAUUCGUCGGAUGAGGUCGCGGCCAAAGAGUUCUAUGAGCGAGCAGUUAACCAAUUGUUUGAGCUUGUUGACGACGAGGAUGCCACCGGAAUACCCGAAGGACUCUUGGAGCUUGGAAAUGCCAUUUUGAAGAAACUCGACCACAAGUAUGUCGAAAACACCUCUCGCUGGUUGGUCUGGAGGUGUCUUUUCUUCGUUUUUCUCCUCGGCGUCAUUAUUCACCCGGAGUCUUAUGGAAUGCUGGCUGAGUAUCACAUCACACCUUAUGCGCGUGAGAAGAUUCUGAAAAAGGUAGCCAUGAAGGCUCAUGAGUAUGUCUCCAGCAUGUGGAGUGGUAAGCCCUCGGCAACCUGUGUUCCCGUCGACGUACCACCAAAGAUCAAGGGCCAUGUGGAAAGCAUCCUCGCCCGUUUCCAAGGAUCUCGAUCCAAGGCUCCCGCUGCCAAGCUACUCCCAGCGAGGUCCAUCACUUCCUUGAGAGAAACCAAGGAGGUCCAUCCUUAUUUGGUGAUUAGCCCAGCUGAUCUCGCGACCUUGAUUAAUGCCAUCUUUCCCGAAAGAAGACCUCACUCGGCUUCUGGCAGCUUUAGAUCAGGCCCAGCCUCUAUUUCUGGCAUGUCUGCUAUCUCCCAGCCCAUCCCUAUGUCAAGCACAAGAAACAACUUUGACACUGCCUCUAUCAUCAGCACGAGCGUCUCUUCAGUAUUUAGUGACUCUACUACCAGGGAUGACUACUUGGACGAGCAGACCUCUGUUACACCUCAGCGCUACUCUCCUCCAGCGAUGGACUCGGAGCUUCAAAGGCGUUUGAACAAGUAUGAAGAUGACGGCUACCGACUGCGCCUUGCACUCCACGAGAUGCAACAGAAUCUAGGUCAAGAUAUCGUCCGUGGUUCAUGUCACCCUUGCGCAGAGCGAUGGCUUGUUCUCUUCAUCUCCUCUGAUGGAAAGAGUUUGUCCACUAACAUGACAUUCGAUCCUGAUGAGGAAUUGGACGACGAAGAAAACUCAUCUAGCACUGAUACAGAUGAGGAAGACGCAAAUGACGGACCCGAGCUCGACAAGGACUAUCACCAACUGAGAGAUUCAAUCCUCAAGUUGGUGGAGGACUACGAGAUUCCCCGUAGCCUUGAGCCUGAGAACAGCCGCACGCAACUUAGUAACCGUGCUUCUGGUCUCAAGAGGUACAAGUCGAAGACAAGAAUUAUUACUACUGAGCGGUCGAUGGCCAGCCGCAAUCCAUACAGGAAGCACCUUGACAAGGAGGCCAACGGGAAGCGACAGGCAUCUAUUUCAGAGUCAGAAUCCCAGGAUGACAAGUCAGAAGCUGUCCUCAUUACCAUGCUCAAGGCAGCCUCAGCGCAGUCCAAGGCCCUGGCCGACUUUGUCUCUUCUCAUCAAUACUGGAAGACCCUCAAUCAACUCAAUGCUCUUGCAUCUCCCUCACUCCGAGCCAACGGCUUCGCGGUACUGAUCAACAUCUUCUCUCGUGGUCCAAGAGAUUCAAUCCGCCGAUCUGCUUCGGCUAUCGAGGAGUAUGAUGCUUGGCUCGUCUGGCUCAAGCAGAGUCAAGAACGCCACGAGGGCAUUAUCGACCGCAUGAUGAAACGUGUGCGAUCUGUACGAGAUAAGAUGUGGUAUGUGACGGAUGUGCGUAACUCUAAGGAGUAUGCCCACAGUCGUGACAUUUGCCAAGCUCUCAAGACCAUGGGCAUGCCUCGACGCUGGAACUCCUUCCAACGAUCUCGUGCCCACAUGGCUAGAGGGCCAAGUUCCUCUUAUCUCUACCGCACCGAGUCUCAGAUUAUGGACCUUCUAGCCGCGUCUGAAGAACAAGGUGGACCGAACAAGCUUAGCGAUGACCCUGCUGAAGCCACUGCAGCAUGGCUUCAGAACCGUGGCAUUGAGAACUUCUGUAUGGGUGAGGAGCGAAUCCACAGGUUCUGCUACGAGGUGGACAAGUGUAUCUCGAGACUCGUCGGCGAGACUAUCCGAGAUGCACCAGUUUUGUGGUCUAGCGAGCUUUACAAGCGAGACAAGCUUGGUUAUGACCGCGCCAGAGCCAGGGAGAAGGAAAUGUCCUGGACUGGAGAUGACACUGGAAGCAUCAUCAGCGAAGAUCGCAAGUUCAGUCCUACGUCAAGCAGACCCAACUCACUUGCUCGUGAUCUGAGAUCGCUGUCGAUGCACAACCCUAGCCAGCAAUCUCUUGACUCUGUCCGACAAGGAAUGCCUCGAGCUAGCUCAGCACUUUCAGAUAUUCUUGAUGGUCAAGAGUACUUUGAUCGUGCUUCGCCUGCGCACACCAACGACUCAGCUAGCACCUUCUGGUCGCCAUUCCAGCCAGUUAUGUCUCCUAGUUCAGGAGCUUCUCGAGGUUACUCGCCCACAACGAGUAUGACAAACCUAUCUACAACCUUCUCUCACUCUCAGCAUGGCACUGCUCCUUCCAACUCAACUUUCUCAACUGGAACCGGGCGCCCGGGCACUUCAGCGUCGUCCAAUGAGACUGUUUUCCAACACCAGAAGUCGGAUGAUGAGAAGACACGCUUCCUGAACGAGCUGAGACAAUCCCUUACCAGUCUCUUGCUUUCUGACCUUGGCAACCAAGUCUUCUCCAAGGGUUCUGAGACUGAUGGCUGGUUUGACAAACUGGGACAACAGUGCAUUGAUCGUAAGGAUGCUCUUGAUCGUCGAGCCCGACGUCGCUCUGAGAUCAAGGAGAAGCGAAGCUCAGGUCGACCAAGAGUCAUUGAGAAGAAGAAGAGUUUUGGUAACCUCCGGGGUGCCGGUGAUAACGCAUCAGAAACUUCGGAAGUUCCUCCGACUGAGGGAUCCAGCACCAAUGAAUCCACGCCGCGUCUGUCUGUGGCUAAGGAGGACAAGGACAAAUCAGAAUUUCCCUUCAAGAAGGCAUACCAACGACUUCUCAACAUGUUUUGCGUUCACCCUAACCCUUACGCGAAGCUGAAUGCUCUUUAUGAAUUGGAGAACCUCAUUGUAGCUGCACUACAGUCAAGCGGACAAAAGAGGCCGCGAUGGAACCGGUCCGAUGCUGGGUCGAGCGUUGUAACAGAGCACAACACCAACGCUCGUCCUACACCUCUAGAGGGAACAAUUGACAACGUCAAAGAACGUCGAUCGCAAGCUCUUCAAUCUCAACUUGCGACGCCAUUCUUUGGUCCUCGACAAACCAACUCCGAGACACGAUCAAUUAUGUCGGGUGGAAACGUCAACACCGACAUCAUUACCAAAGAACUCCAAGCUCUAUUCAGAGAGGCAUCAAUCCGACCAAAGACUCUCUUCCGCGAUUUGCAAUUUAUCGCAUCAUUUGUCCCACCUUCAGUGCUGGACAAGCAGGAGCGUGGCAAGGCUUUCUGGAACACUGCUCUAGCGGCUCUCAAGCUCAAGUCAGAAGUUUGCCGAACCAUGGUAGAGAUGGCAGAUGAAGUCGUCGCAGCGCACACCCACGUGCGAAAACCAAACGACAAUACGAUACCAGAUGUGCCACAAUCAACAACUGGCACACCACCACCGCCGUCAACAACAUACAAACUGGAUGAUGCGGGUAAGAUGUGGACAAUCACGGCUAAGGAAGGAUUCCCAACAGCACAGCGCGAGCUUGCGCUGUUCUACCUUUCCAACCCAGAAUACGUUGAGCGUACAACGCUCCCUCUCUCCAAGCCACGCGAAGUAUUUAAGCAAACUGUUAUGGACAAGUAUGGCCGCUUGGGUAACGGCGGCAGCGGAGGCCGCACAGGUUUCGGAGGUGAAGGCAAGGAGAGUGAUGUGAGAAGCGACCCGGGGUUGAUGUGUGUCGCGGUUCACUGGAUGGAAGCGGCUGAGCAUGGAGGUGACAAGCUGGCGACGAGCUUCCUGCAACAGAAUGGAUUUUGGGGGGGAGAUGAGUGA
Molecule: messenger RNA, 5268 nt
Organism: Fusarium coffeatum
Lineage: Eukaryota; Fungi; Ascomycota; Sordariomycetes; Hypocreales; Nectriaceae
Exons: 2
Coding region: 1-5268 (1755 amino acids)
Source: RefSeq, a predicted model, not a curated record